This is a messenger RNA of Nomascus leucogenys (northern white-cheeked gibbon), 1013 nucleotides long. It is a transcript of the gene ANKRD1, whose product is annotated as ankyrin repeat domain 1. Lineage: Eukaryota; Metazoa; Chordata; Mammalia; Primates; Hylobatidae. Gene Ontology annotation, biological process: regulation of transcription by RNA polymerase II. The record is from RefSeq and is a predicted model, not a curated record. Gene Ontology annotation, cellular component: nucleus. Gene Ontology annotation, molecular function: RNA polymerase II-specific DNA-binding transcription factor binding.
ACUUCAGGGAUUCCUUCCACGACAGAAAAACAUACAAGACUCCUUCAGCCAACAUGAUGGUACUGAAAGUAGAGGAACUGGUCACUGGGAAGAAGAAUGGCAAUGGGGAGGCAGGGGAAUUCCUUCCUGAGGAUUUCAGAGAUGGAGAGUAUGAAGCUGCUGUUACUUUAGAGAAGCAGGAGGAUCUGAAGACACUUCCAGCCCACCCUGUGACCCUGGGGGAGCAACAGUGGAAAAGCGAGAAACAACGAGAGGCAGAGCUUAAAAAGAAAAAACUAGAACAAAGAUCAAAGCUUGAAAAUUUAGAAGACCUUGAAAUAAUCAUUCAACUGAAGAAAAGGAAAAAAUACAGGAAAACUAAAGUUCCAGUUGUAAAGGAACCAGAACCUGAAAUCAUUACAGAACCUGUGGAUGUGCCUACAUUUCUGAAGGCUGCUCUGGAGAAUAAACUGCCAGUAGUAGAAAAAUUCUUGUCAGACAAGAACAACCCAGAUGUUUGUGAUGAGUAUAAACGGACAGCUCUUCAUAGAGCAUGCUUGGAAGGACAUUUGGCAAUUGUGGAGAAGUUAAUGGAAGCUGGAGCCCAGAUCGAAUUCCGUGAUAUGCUUGAAUCCACAGCCAUCCACUGGGCAAGCCGUGGAGGAAACCUGGAUGUUUUAAAAUUGUUGCUGAACAAAGGAGCAAAAAUUAGCGCCCGAGAUAAGUUGCUCAGCACAGCGCUGCAUGUGGCGGUGAGGACUGGCCACUAUGAGUGCGCGGAGCAUCUUAUCGCCUGUGAGGCAGACCUCAACGCCAAAGACAGAGAAGGAGAUACCCCGUUGCAUGAUGCAGUGAGACUGAACCGCUAUAAGAUGAUCCGACUCCUGAUUAUGUAUGGCGCGGAUCUCAACAUCAAGAACUGUGCUGGGAAGAUGCCGAUGGAUCUGGUGCUACACUGGCAGAAUGGAACCAAAGCAAUAUUCGACAGCCUCAAAGAGAACUCCUACAAGACCUCUCGCAUAGCUACUUUCUGA